Emys orbicularis (European pond turtle) is the source of this 2122-nucleotide messenger RNA. RefSeq names its product mitochondrial ribosome associated GTPase 2 (gene MTG2). Gene Ontology annotation, molecular function: GTPase activity; GTP binding; magnesium ion binding. Gene Ontology annotation, cellular component: mitochondrion. Lineage: Eukaryota; Metazoa; Chordata; Testudines; Emydidae. The transcript has 7 exons. The record is from RefSeq and is a predicted model, not a curated record. Bases 53 to 1276 code for a protein of 407 amino acids.
GUGGUAUUAGUGGGCGGGUCCACCACAGGAAAGUUCCUCGCAGUUGGUGGAUAUGCUGGUAUCUAAAAUCUUGUCAUCAAGAACAUGGGUUUUGUUGGACGGCUUACGGCAAUGGAGACCUGCAUAUUCACCACAUAUACAGAUUUGCUUAUUGCAGCAGCAGGUUAAGAGCUGGCAGAGGAUUCUUUCCACAAGCUGUGCAAAGUGUGCAAAAAAUGAACGGCUGAAACAAAAAAGAGCAAUAUCAGAAAAGAAGCUGACCCGAUAUUUUGUAGAUCAUCGAAGAGUGUGUGUGAUUGGAGGCCGCGGAGGACAGGGUAUUAACUCUUUUCAUAGUGAGCCUAGAAAAGAGUUUGGAGGUCCUGAUGGUGGAAACGGAGGAGAUGGGGGCCAUGUUAUUUUGAAAGCUGACCAGCAAAUCAAAUCACUGGCUUCAGUCCUCCCAAUGUAUCGAGGCUUUGAUGGAGAAAGAGGGAGAAGCAAAAACUGUUACGGAGCCAAUGGUGGAUACACAUAUAUUAAAGUUCCUGUAGGCACUCUAGUUAAGGAGGAUGGGAAAAUUGUGUCUGAUCUUGCUCAGCAUGGCGAAGAAUAUGUUGCCGCUUAUGGAGGAACUGGAGGGAAGGGUAACCAGUUCUUUCUGUCCAAUGAGAAUCGAGCACCAAUGACAGCUACUCUAGGAGAAUCAGGUCAGGAAAGAGUCCUCUAUCUGGAGCUCAAGACUAUGGCACAUGCAGGGCUGGUGGGAUUCCCCAAUGCUGGGAAGUCAUCACUUUUGCGAGCAAUCUCCAAUGCAAAGCCUGCAGUGGCUCCCUACCCGUUCACAACCUUAAAUCCACAUGUAGGCAUUGUUCACUACCAAGACUAUGAACAAGUGGCAGUUGCUGAUGUUCCUGGUAUAAUAAGAGGAGCUCAUCUAAACAGGGGCCUUGGAUUGGCCUUUCUGAGGCACAUAGAACACUGCCGCUUUCUCUUAUUUGUGGUGGAUCUGUCUGUGUCUGAGCCAUGGAUUCAGCUCCAAGACUUAAAAUAUGAACUAGAGCAGUAUGAAGAAGGGUUGUCGAAGAGACCUCAUGCUGUCAUUGGGAAUAAGAUGGAUCUUCCUCAGUCCAAGGCUAACUUACUACUACUUAAGGAGCGAGUGGAGCAGAGAGUCAUCCCACUAUCUGCAUUGACAGGAGACAAUCUGGAGGAAUUAUUGUUGCACCUAAGAGAUUUGUAUGAUGCUUAUGUAAAUACUGAACAAUCACGUAGACAAAACCCAGUCAAAUGGUAGGAACCGGAGCUCCCGUGAACCCUAGGCUGAAUGGAGGAGGAAAACAACAUCGUUUAUCACAGGAUGUUCAACCUCUGGAACUCUUUACCAGAGGAUGUUUAUCAAGGCCAAGACUAUAACAAGGUUCAAAAAGAACUAGAUAAAUUAAUGGAGGAUAGGUCCAUCAAUGGCUAUUAGCCAGAAUGGGCAGGGAUGGUUUCCCUACCCUCCAUUUGCCAUAAACUGGGAAUGGGAGACAGGGAAUGGAUCAUUUGAUUACCUGUUCUGUUCAUUCCCUCUGGGGCACCUGGCAUUGGCCACUGUCGGAAGACAGGAUACUGGGCUAGAUGGACCUUUGGUCUGACCCAGUACAGCUGUUCUUAUGAUGUAUGUGUGGGAGAAGCAUGGGGCACAGGACACAACAUGCUGUAGAUUUGUUCUCGAUUACUGUACCAAACAAAUUGAACUAUAAGCAUCUCCUAUUUUUGAGGCCUUUACAUUUUGUUGGAAAAAGCUUGAGACUUGUGGUGAUGUGCGUAACAAAUUGGCUUGUCACCUAGGGAAACUUGCUUACAAAUUCUGGCUUACAGUUGGUUAUACUAGACGAUUUUUUGGUCCCGGAGUGAUAACUAGGCUUUUAAAGUGAUCAUGAGUUGCACAAAUUGUACUGGGAGUAGGCUAGGGCUAUAUUCUCACAGACAGGAAAUGUUCUCUUUCCACCUAUUUUCUUUUGUGGACAGUGUUCCUGUUCGUUUGCUGUUCAUUAAGUCAUUUCUUCCUCAGAAGUAGUUUCUUAUGCAUGUUCUUUUCCCAGGUAUAUUUUUGUAUGUCUGUGAGACUAUUAAUAUUGCUGUCCUGAUGAAGAUC